AUGCCCCCUCACGAAGGACUGGUCCACCCCAAAGAAUACGAUAUCAAGGACAGCAAUGUGGAAUUAAUCGGUUCCGACCUUGACCACCGUGUCAAAUACAACUCCGCCGCUACCGAGCCCGCUUGGAACAACGGAUCUAUUGGCCAGGAACCGGGUCUGUUCGUAUGGAGAAUCGAGAACUUCGAGGUUAUACCAUGGCCCAAGGAGCGGACGGGCGAGUUCUACAACGGAGAUAGCUACAUCGUGCUGCACUCAUACAAGGUGGGGGACAAGCUGGGUCAUGACAUCUUCUUCUGGCUGGGCAGUAAGACCACCCAGGAUGAAGCCGGUACAGCCGCUUACAAGACGGUCGAGCUGGAUGAAUUCCUGCACGGCACUGCGACGCAGCAUCGCGAGAUCGAACAGGAGCCAUCCGAGGAAUUCUUGGGACUGUUCCGGCACAUCUCCAUCCGGUCGGGCGGCGUGCGGUCUGGAUUCCACCACGUCGAGCCUGAAGCACCCAAGGAGAUCCUCACCUUGCUUCGCGUGUUCAAGCAUCCUUCUGUAGGUCGCUCGAUUAUUGUGCACGAGGUGGAGCCCACUUGGGAAAGCCUCGACGAGAAUGAUGUGUUCGUGCUGGACAAGGGUGAUAAGAUCUGGGUCUGGCAGGGCAAGAACUGCAGCCCCAUGGAGAAGGCCAAAGCUGCGCAGGUGGUCAAUGACAUGACUCUUGCGAAGCACAUUGAUGUCGAGGUUCUGUCGCAGCUCGAAUCGCGCUCCAGGGUCAUUGUGGACUUGCUGGGAGGCAAGGAGGCCGACCCAUCCACAUUCCAGGCUCCGCGACCGGGGCGUUUCGCUAAACGCACGGACGACGGCGGCGAUGUGCGGUCACGCAAGCUCUUUAGACUGAGCGACUCGUCCGGCACACUCACGUUCGACCUGGUCAAAGAUGGCCAGCGUGUCAGCAAGUCCGACUUGGUUGGAAACGACAUUUUCCUCUAUGAUGUUGGCAGCCAGCUGUGGGUCUGGCAGGGAUCCGAGGCCAGCCAGCGUGAGAAAGCGCUGUGGCUCAAGAUUGCCCAACACUACGUCCGUCAGCUGCAGAACCAGCUCCCGGAGGCACACUACAUCCCGAUCGCCAAGGUCGUGGAGGGCUACGAGAGCCCAGCAUUCAUGAGAGCCAUCGAGGCCUAG
Aspergillus vadensis CBS 113365 is the source of this 1173-nucleotide messenger RNA. RefSeq names its product gelsolin family protein. The record is from RefSeq and is a predicted model, not a curated record. Gene Ontology annotation, molecular function: actin filament binding. The transcript has a single exon. Bases 1 to 1173 code for a protein of 390 amino acids. NCBI's taxonomy places the organism in Eukaryota, Fungi, Ascomycota, Eurotiomycetes, Eurotiales, Aspergillaceae.